AUGGACUCCUUGCAGGUAUGGGACCUUGGGAGCAUGACACAGAAGGCUUGUCUUAGAGGUCACAGUCAAAUGGUAUUUCGCGUGGCGAUCAGCAAGGACGGCAAGACGGCUGUCAGCGGGGGAAAGGAUGGGACCUUGAAGGUGUGGGACCUUGUGAGCAUGACGCAGAAGGCUUGUCUUGAGGGUCAUAGUCAUAAGGUAUGGAGCGUGACGAUCAGCGGGGACGGCAAGACGGCUGUCAGCGGGAGUAGGGAUAAGACUCUGAGGGUGGUGUGGGACCUUGAGAGCACGGAGCAGAAGGCUUUUCUUGAGGGUCAUGUUGAUGCGGUAUGGAGCGUGGCGAUCAGCGGGGACGGCAAGACGGUUGUUAGCGGGAGUGACGAUACGACGCUGAGGGUGUGGGACCUUGGGAGCAUGACGCAGAAGGCUUGCCUUGAGGGUCAUAGUGAUAGGGUAUGGAGCGUGGCGAUCAGCGGGGACGGCAAGACGGCUGUCAGCGGGAGUAGGGAUAACACGUUGAGGGUGUGGGACCUUGGGAGCAUGAAGCAGAAGGCUUGUCUCGAGGGUCAUAGUGAUGAAGCAUGGAGCGUGGCGAUCAGCGGGGACGGCAAGACGGCUGUCAGCGUUAGCGGGGAUGGGACGCUGAGGGUGUGGGACGUCGACAACAUGGAGGAGAAGGCUUGUCUUGGGGGUCAUGUCAGGCGCGUGGCGAUCAGCGAGAACGGCAAGACGGCUAUCAGCGGUAGCGGGGAUAAGACGCUGAGGGUGUGGGACCUUGGGAGCAUGACGCAGAAGGCUUGUCUUGAGGGUCAUAGUGAUAGGGUAUGGAGCGUGGCGAUCAGCGGGGACGGCAAGACGGCUGUCAGCGGGACCGUGGAUGGGACGCUGAGGGUGUGGGACCUUGUGGAGAUGGCGGAGAAGGCUUGUCUCAAGGGUCAUAGCAGUUGGGUAUUGGGCGUGGCGAUCAGCGGGGACGGCAAGACGGCUGUCAGCGGGAGUAGGGAUCAGACGCUGAGGGUGUGGGACCUUGAAGAGAUGGAGGAG
Molecule: messenger RNA, 1044 nt
Organism: Guillardia theta CCMP2712
Lineage: Eukaryota; Cryptophyceae; Pyrenomonadales; Geminigeraceae
Exons: 2
Biological process (GO): iron-sulfur cluster assembly
Cellular component (GO): cytosolic [4Fe-4S] assembly targeting complex
Molecular function (GO): protein binding
Source: RefSeq, a predicted model, not a curated record